Molecule: messenger RNA, 1977 nt
Organism: Rana temporaria (common frog)
Lineage: Eukaryota; Metazoa; Chordata; Amphibia; Anura; Ranidae
Gene: XRCC6
Product: X-ray repair cross complementing 6
Exons: 13
Coding region: 136-1971 (611 amino acids)
Biological process (GO): cellular response to gamma radiation; telomere maintenance; cellular response to X-ray
Cellular component (GO): nucleus; Ku70:Ku80 complex
Molecular function (GO): damaged DNA binding; telomeric repeat DNA binding; double-stranded DNA binding
Source: RefSeq, a predicted model, not a curated record
GAUUGGGGUGUAGCUAACAAACCUGCUGACACACCAUGCCCCGCCCAUAAUACACGGGCGCUCUCUGAUGACGUAGUAGCGCGGGGUUCAGGAAGUUUGUUUCCGGGAAAGUGGAACGUAGAGAUUCCUGAAGCCAUGCCUGAAUGGAAUUCUUACUAUCAUAAUGAGGAGGGUGAAGAGGACAAUGAACACGAAGAUGGAGAUGCAGAGCCUGGUGAGUUUCGCUUUGCUGGUAGAGACAGUAUAAUCUUCCUGGUUGAUGCCUCAAAGUCAAUGUUUGAUAGUCUGAGUGAUGAAGACCUUCCUCCUUUUGAAAUAGCACUACAGUGUAUUCGUAGUGUUUACACCAGCAAGAUCAUCAGCAGUGACCGUGAUCUUUUAUCUGUGGUGUUUUUUGGUACCAAGGAAAGCAAAAAUUCUGACCCUUUUAAGCAUAUACAUGUUCUACAUGAUCUGGAUACACCAGGAGCGAAGCGCGUUCUGGAUCUAGAUAAGUACAGAGAAGAAAAAGGAAGAUCUUUUUUCUCUGACACCAUAGGUCACUCAAUGGAUUAUUCCCUAGGAGAAGCUCUCUGGCAAUGCUCAAACCUCUUUAGCAAUGUUAAGUUGAAACUGAGUCACAAGCGCAUUAUGCUGUUCACCAAUGAAGACAAUCCACAUUCCACUGAUUCUGCCAAAACCACACAAGCAAGGGCCAAGGCAAGAGACCUACGUGACACCGGAAUCUUCUUGGAUCUAUUGCACCUUGAAAAGCUUGGUGGUUUUAACAUCUCUCUGUUCUACCGUGAUAUUGUAAACACUGAUGAGGAUGAGGACCUUGGUGUUCAGCAUACAGCUUCCAGGAAGUUGGAUGAUCUAAUGAGAAGAGUGCGGGCCAAGGAAAGCAAGAAGCGGGCUCUAUGCAGACUCUCAUUGAAGUUGGGUAAUGAUGUCAGUCUUACGGUUGGCGUUUAUAACCUGUUACAAAAAGCUAUGAAGCCACCUCCUGUCAAGCUUUACCGUGAAUCCAAUGAGCCUGUGAAAACCAAGACACGUUCUUUCAAUAGGGAGAAUGGAAGUUUGCUUCUUCCCAGCGAUACAAAGAAAUCACAGACUUAUGGCAACAGGCAGAUUGUUCUGGAAAAGGAGGAGACAGAACAGCUUAAGAGAUUUGAUGACCCCAGUUUGGUUUUGAUUGGAUUUAAGCCAAUUACUUUUCUGAAGAAGCAUCAUUUUAUCAGACCUGCACAAUUUGUAUAUCCAGAGGAAUCCCUUGUCAGUGGCAGCAGCACCUUAUUCCAUGCUCUACUUAAUAAAUGCCUAGAAAAACGAGUGAUGGCUAUCUGCAGAUACACUCCUCGGAGAAAUACACCCCCUCGGUUUGUUGCUUUGGUGCCACAAGGAGAAAAACUUGAUGAGGACAAUAUACAGAUUAAACCCCCAGGUUUCAACCUCAUUUUUAUUCCAUUUGCUGAUGACAUUCGUAAAAUUGGAGGUCCGGAAAAAGUUCCUGCCGGAGAUGAACAGGUGGAUAAAAUGAAAGAAAUUGUGCGCAAACUGAGAUUUCAAUACAGGAGUGAAGCAUUUGAGAAUCCUGUUCUACAGCAGCAUUUCAGGAACCUGGAAGCUCUUGCCCUUAAUUUAUUAGAGCCUGAACCCAUUGAAGAUCUGACAUUGCCAAGGACUGAAAUGAUGGAUAAUCGUUUGGGUAAUCUGGCGGAAGAGUUUAAGGAUAUGGUGUAUCCACCUGGUUAUAACCCUGAAGGCAAAUCUGUGAAAAGAAAACAAGGUGAAGGUGAUGGUCAGACUGGGAAGAAAGCUAAGGUUGAGAUUUCUAUGUCAGAAGAUGAUAUUAGGACCAGUGUGAAGAAUGGAACUCUAGGAAAAUUAACUGUGCCUGUGUUAAAGCAACUUUGCCAGGGCUAUGGUCUAAAGGGUGGGAAAAAGCAAGAAUUGGUGGAUGCUCUUGUGGGAUACUUUAAUAAAAGCUGAACAUAC